This is a messenger RNA of Neodiprion virginianus, 2037 nucleotides long. Its product is annotated as alpha-amylase 2-like. The coding region runs from base 255 to 1724 and encodes 489 amino acids. Gene Ontology annotation, molecular function: alpha-amylase activity; cation binding. Lineage: Eukaryota; Metazoa; Arthropoda; Insecta; Hymenoptera; Diprionidae. The record is from RefSeq and is a predicted model, not a curated record. The transcript has 5 exons. Gene Ontology annotation, biological process: carbohydrate metabolic process.
CAGAGUGCGGUUAAGGUUCGAACAGAUAUUUUACCGAGAGAUUGGUCUGUUUUCUUGAAUCAGUAACCGAUAGAAUUGAUAGCUUCCAAUUGAUUAUUCGAAGGAAUCGAUCAGAGAUAAUGAAUAGCUGUCAGGAUUGAUGACAAGAUAUACCAUGAGAGAAAAGUGAAAAUGACAUUAGAUUAGUGGUUCACCGAUAAGAAUAUAGAGGAAUAUAAAUUGAAUCGUUUCAAUCACCUUGUACAAUAUCCAAAAUGCUGGUCGGUAUUACGUUGCUGUCCCUGGCCACCGUUGUGGCUGCUACCACAGGGCCCCAUUACUGGGAUGAUCACAAUGGCAUGGUGCACCUUUUUGAAUGGAAAUGGAGUGACAUUGCUGAUGAAUGUGAAAGGUUUCUUGGGCCGAAGGGUUACGGAGGUGUCCAGGUCUCACCCCCGAAUGAAAAUAUCAUAAUUGAUACCAGACCUUGGUGGGAGCGCUACCAGCCAGUUUCUUACAAAUUGGUAACCAGAUCUGGCGACGAGGAUGCAUUCAGGGACAUGGUGACACGAUGCAACAACGUGGGCGUCAGGAUCUACGUCGACGCCAUCAUUAACCACAUGUCAUCAACGGCAGACGAUGGGACAUAUGGCACUGCUGGCUCUCAGGCUUUUUAUUCGGAGAGGUCAUGGCCUGGGGUUCCCUACACUUCGGUCGACUUCAAUUCGGCCUGUGAAAUCACGAGCUAUCAAGAUGCCGCUAACGUCCGGAACUGUGAAUUGGUUGGUCUUGCGGAUCUCAAUCAAGCAACGGAAUGGGUCCGCGAAAAGAUCGUGGAGUACAUGAAUAACCUGAUAGAAAUUGGUGUAGCUGGCUUCCGUAUUGACGCAGCUAAGCAUAUGUGGCCAGAGGAUUUGGAAGUCAUUUACAACAGUCUGGAUGAUCUGAAUACAGAUCAAGGCUUCGACGCAGAUAGUCGACCAUUUAUCUUCCAGGAGGUUAUCGAUUACGGCGGUGAAGCAAUUUCGGCAUCGGAGUAUGUGGACCUUGGCAAAGUUACCGAAUUUAAGUACGGUUCAGAGUUGAGUAAUUGCUUCGAAGGAAACAACGAUCUCAGAUGGUUGACCAAUUGGGGUGAAGACUGGGGUCUCAUAUCCUCCGAUGAUGCUUUCGUGUUCAUCGACAAUCACGAUACCCAGCGUUCUGACGAUGUGCUCACAUACAAGAGCUCAAAGGCGUAUAAGAUGGCGGUCGCUUUUAUGUUGGCCCACACUUACGGCACCCCCCGAGUUAUGAGCUCCUUUUCAUUUGACGACAGUGACGACGGUCCACCCGCCGACUCCGACGGCAACAUCGUUUCACCCAUCAUCAAUUCCGAUGACACAUGCGGAAACGGAUGGGUCUGCGAGCAUCGUUGGCGCCAGAUCUACAACAUGGUUGCAUUCCGAAAUGCCGUAAAUGGAACCAGUGUCAAUGACUGGUGGGACAACAGCAGCAACCAAAUUUCCUUCUGCCGUGGUGGCGCCGGAUUCAUUGCAUUUAAUUUGGACUCCUGGGACCUCCAACAGACCCUCCAGACUUGCCUUUCCGCUGGUACCUACUGUGACGUCAUAUCCGGCAGCUUGGUGGACGGUAGCUGUACAGGAAAGUCAGUAACUGUAGGCAGCGACGGUACCGCUUACAUCGAGAUAUUGACUACCGAGGAGGAUGGUGUACUUGCUAUUCAUCAGAACGCAAAGCUGUAAAGACGUUGAUAACUCAGAUCACUGCACAGUGUGUCGGUGAGAGAUUCAUAUCGUCGGUGUAUCAUGAAAAAUCAUGACGUUUGAACGCAUCAUGUACUUCCAAUCUUACGAAAAACUUGUUUACUGUUUAUCCUGAACCACUUCCUCUGACGACAAGCAGCUUAUGUCUGUUGUUUAUGUCUAUAUCGUAAUAAGUCACCCCUCACAGCCGUCUUGCGCUGUCGUCAUUUUCGAUAAAUAUUAAUUGUUCAAAUUUUUAUAGGAAAAUUAAUUUGUAUAAUCUGUUGUAAAUAGAAUACCCAUUUUAUACGUA